UUUACUACCCAUAAAUCCAUCAUCCAUUUUAUGUUCUUGAUGUGAAUAAACCGAAGACAAAAAAAUUCAAAAUUCGGCGGAGGUCAGCAAUCCCAGAUUGACAAUGGACACAGCGGAUCCAGAUCGAUCCCCCGCAAACGCCACUCCCGCCGCUACUGCUACCACCACCGAUGACCCGCUAAACACUCCCUACUACGGCUCGCUAAACGAUCAUUGCCACGAUCUCGCCGUCCUGCAGGACCUGGCCUGCCGAGGGGCCUGGCGGUCGGUCCUCGACAAGGUCGGCCACGCUCGUUCUCUUUCCCUCCUCACGAAGCCCCACGAGCACCUCAUCUACCUCACUUACAAUGUCCUUGCUCUCACGAAGCUCCGCCGCUUCCCCGACGCCAGCAACGAACUCAACGCCGUGCUUGAAGGCGACGAUUUUGAGAGCUCACAGUACCUAUAUGAAACUUACCCUAAUCAUUACCCCAAUUCCAGUGGUUCCAUGGUCCCCUUUGCCCUCCGGUGGAUCCACGCCCAUCUCCCCUCCGCACUAGGCCAACGCCAGCAGGCUCUAGACCGCCUCUAUUCCCUCCUUGAUUUCAUUCGAUCCAAAAAACUAAAUACCAACGCAUUGUCUUCAAGGUCUGAACUUUCCGAAGGUUUGUGGAGGAAGCGCGAAUGUUUUGUGAUGAAUACAAUAAUCAGUUACCACUUGAGUCAGAAGGAGUUCAAGGUUUGUUUUGAUUUGCUCAGCGAAUUGAUCGGGAAAAGAGAGUGUGGGAAUGAUCCAUUCUUGUUGUCAAAAUUGGGAUACGUUCAGAUGCAGUAUGGGGAUGUGGAUGGUGCAAAAAGGACAUUUAAAGCAGUAGAAAACAAGAUAGAAAAUGACAGUGACGUGAGGUUGAAGAAUUUAGUGAGCAGGAACACGGCAUUGAUAUAUAUACUAGGAAAGGACUAUGCUUCUGCAGUGAGGGAGUAUGAGCAAUGCAUAGAAAGGGAUGGGGGGAUGGAUAUAGUGGCGCUAAACAACAAGGCAUUGUGUUUGAUGUAUUUGAGGGACUUGUCGGAUGGGAUCAAAGUGUUGGAGAAUGGCUUGGAGCGAGUUCCCACAGUAGCACUGAAUGAGACUGUGGUGGUUAAUCUGUGUAGUAUGUAUGAACUGGCAUAUGUCAACCAUGUCGAUAUAAAGAAGACUCUUAAUAAUUGGAUUGUUAGGGUUGCUCCAGAUGACUUUGAUUCGGCUUGUACACGGAUAUGAGGUGAAGUUAUAUGUUUGAAAUUAUUAUAGAUUGUCAUUGUUGAAUGCUUGUCGUGUAGAGUUUCAAUUUUUAAUGCAAUGUAUUUUCAUCCGGAUUGUUCUUUGGGUUAAACCUGAAACUGUCUUCGCAUGUGCCUUACUAAAUUGGGAUAGUCAUACAUGUUUGGUCUUGGUGCAAUUUGAAAAGCAUAGAUGUUCAUGUUCACUGUGUAAGUUUUCUGAACAUGUUUGAAGGAAAAAGUUAAUUGUAGGAAUGUCAUAUUAUCAUGGUAAUAAAAGCAUAUAAAUGACCUAACUUCAUUCCGUGAUACUAACUUUUCCAAAAUACAAAGCGGAUGGGAGGCAUAAUGCCUAUGGUUUCAGUGUGAUCCCAUAUGGUGGCAUAGGCAAAGCAUUGGGCACCAGGGCAAGCUUUCCGAUCUACAGGCUUGUUUCGUGGACCCACAGUGCAAAGUUUGGAGGUCGGCAGCAUACAGUUGAAGGAAACAACAGGGAUCUUUAAUUGGCGAUAGGCAGGAGUCAGCAAGGCUCUUGUACCGUGAAGUUGAGGCUUCAGGGGAGUACACUGAAUGAGAUGAACAAGGAGCAAGGUGAGUUUGAUGAUUUAGAAUAGGUCUAAGAUCAUUUAGUCUUAGAGGAAGAAGAUGAAGUGUUUAUGGUCUGUCCCCCUCCUAAACCGCCGUCAUUGAGUGAACGGGUGGAUAGGGUUGGAAGUUGACGUUUCAAGUUUGGAUAGGGCCACCUGCAGUUUUUUGCUUUAUAUUUAUUUCAAAUUUUAUUUUUCUUUCGUUAUAUUAUUUACCUUAUUUUUGAAUUGUUUGUGUUUGCGGCAAGUCUUGAGAUGUAUAGUUUAGUUGUUAUCGGAGGUAUUGAGACUUUUGUAGUCGUUAAUUGCUUAAAAGCUCCCUCAUGUUUAGCGAAAAGUUUCGCUCAAUUGUGGGUGAACUGAAAUCCCUUAAAAGGGACUCUUUGGCUAUUGUGAGUCUAGUGAAGUGGUGAAAUGUACUGUGACCUUGAAGUUUAGUAAGAAUUUUAUGGUGCUCGUUUGGUGGUCAACGAUUCACACUGCUUCUUGCCCGACUCGCAGUUUGCUUGUAGAGCUUUUUUGAGUCUAAACGGAGUGUUUUGGAAGAUAGGUGGUAGUUUUUGAGCUAUUGAAUAGCUG
Molecule: messenger RNA, 2408 nt
Organism: Cuscuta epithymum
Lineage: Eukaryota; Viridiplantae; Streptophyta; Magnoliopsida; Solanales; Convolvulaceae
Source: the annotation of a GenBank genome assembly